GCGAGAUCGGCUCCGCCCGGAACUUCCGUCCCCCACCAUAGCUCUCCCGGCCUGGCUAUGCCGUGUAGAAUUUUGUGGGGUGCCGCACGUCGUCUGUGGGCCUGCCGGGCUCCCUGCCAGCCUCACCGGUUUUUUGGCUGCAGCGGCCCGCCACUGGAGGAGCUGUUCGUCCGCGGCGGGCCCUUACGAACCUUUCUGGAGCGCCAGGCGGAGUCAGAAGCUCAUUUACAAGUCAGGGGCCUUGAGUUGAUGGCAGUGGCCAAACUCCUGAGCCAGAAGGAGCAGGAGCUGCGGGAGACCGAGCACUUGCUGCGUGAUGAGAAUGAAGAGUUAAGGAAACUUGCAGAGAAUGAAAUAACUUUAUGUCAAAAAGAAAUAACCAAGUUAAAGCACCAGAUUAUCUUACUCUUGGUUCCCUCAGAAGAAACAGAUGAAAAGGAUUUGAUCUUGGAGGUAACUGCAGGAGUUGGGGGUCAGGAGGCAAUGUUGUUUACUGCAGAGAUGUUUGAUAUGUAUCAGCAAUAUGCUUCAUUUAAAAGAUGGCAUUUUGAAACCCUGGAAUAUUUUCCAAGUGAAAUAGGGGGCCUUAGGCAUGCUUCUGCCAGCAUUGGUGGUUCAGAAGCCUAUAAAUACAUGAAAUUCGAAGGAGGAGUGCACAGAGUACAAAGAGUGCCGAAGACUGAGAAGCAAGGCCGCAUCCAUACUAGCACGAUGACAGUGGCAAUAUUACCCCAACCUACGGAGAUUAAUCUGGUGAUUAAUCCUAAAGAUCUGAGAAUUGAUACGAAGCGAGCCAGUGGAGCUGGGGGUCAGCAUGUAAAUACCACAGACAGUGCUGUCCGGAUAGUUCACCUUCCAACAGGUGUUGUUUCUGAAUGUCAACAAGAGAGAUCUCAACUUAAAAAUAGAGAGACAGCUAUGAAAAAGUUACGUGCAAAGCUUUACAGCAUGCAUCUAGAGGAAGAAACAAGUAAAAGAUACAAUGCUAGAAAGAUUCAGGUUGGAACUAAAGGAAGAUCAGAGAAAAUAAGAACAUACAAUUUUCCACAGAACCGGAUCACAGAUCACAGAAUAAACAAAUCACUGCAUGAUCUUGAAGCUUUUAUGCAAGGAGAUUAUCUACUGGAUGAACUUAUACAGUCAUUGAAAGACUAUGCUGAUUAUGAAUCUUUAGUAGAAAUUAUUUCGCAAAAAGUUUAAGGUUGUUAUUAAAGCCUUUUAUAUAACGUAUGGCUUAGAAAAAUUUUUAUUGCAGUAAAUACCCACCAGUACUUUCUUGAAAAAUGUGUUAACCAGGUGGAAGUAAUGUGCAUAUUCUUAAGGCGUGGAUCAUUACCUUAGAUCUCUCUCAAUGUUUUAGUAAAACACACACCCAGGAUCACCAUUACUGUUGUCAUAAACCUCAAACUCUUUUGCAUAAGAUGUAGACAAUGGAAAAUAGUCAUUUUUUUCCAGUAAAAUAUUUAACUGGUGAUCAAAAAUUUGGUUUAACUAUUAGAAAUGCUUCAAAUAUAAAAUACAUACCACACUAAUCAGUGUCCAGAUAGGAGACUGAAACCGUGUCAUUAAUUUGACUGAUAAUGAAAUAAAAAAGAACUCUUAAUACAGCAAGAGGUGGUACCUUAGGAGUGAAGAAACACCAAAGGAAAGAACACCCUUGCAAGCUCCCACCCACUAAACACAGGGCUGUUAGAACCACUCAAUGAUGGGAAGGUUCCUGUGUUGCCCUGGGUCAAGGUGGUAUACAGCUAGUUGAUCAGGCCUUAUAAGCAGACAGCCUCAGACCCCAGCAACUGCAAGAAACUUUCUGUCAAGGUAUAAGUAAAAUUUAUUGUCUAGCAGAAACAAUAGGAUGUGUAUAUAUAGAGAAGAUUGGCUCAUGUAAUUAUCAAGCCCGACAAGUCCAAAAUCUUCAGCAUAACCCAGCAGUCUGAAGACCCAGCAUGGUACAGUCCCAGACCUAAGACACCCUGCUGGAGAAUUCUUUCUGUUUGGAAGUAGCUGGUCUUGUUCUAAACAGACUAUCUGCUUAUUGGAUGAAACCACUGACAUUAUGGAGAAAGUAAUCUGUCUAAUCAAAAUGCAGAUUUAGCCAGGUGGUUCUGCCACCUUCCUCGCAAACACAAGGACCCUGAGUUCA
This is a messenger RNA of Fukomys damarensis (Damara mole-rat), 2140 nucleotides long. RefSeq names its product mitochondrial translational release factor 1 like (gene Mtrf1l). Lineage: Eukaryota; Metazoa; Chordata; Mammalia; Rodentia; Bathyergidae. Bases 58 to 1200 code for a protein of 380 amino acids. The transcript is spliced from 7 exons. Gene Ontology annotation, biological process: translational termination. The record is from RefSeq and is a predicted model, not a curated record. Gene Ontology annotation, molecular function: translation release factor activity.